GUAUUCAAAAAUGACGCGCAUUUUACAUAGAAACGACACUUAAAAAUCGAUAUACUCGUCUUAUUACAGGUUACAGAACAAGAUGCUCAUUUCGUAGACAUUUCUUGUUACUAACGCGUAAUAAAUUUCUUGAUAACGAAAUAUUACCGCUCAGUACAUAUUUAAAAUAACCGUAAAUAAUAAUUAUUUUAAAUAACUCCAGUAAAUUAUUCAAUAAUUAAUUAAUUAAAUAAUUCAUUAACGAAUGAUAUGAAGCUACAAUUAUCAAUAAUAUUUAAUACAACUACAAGCUUUCAGCAACAGACAUUGAACAAUUAAGUCGUUUUGCAUCUGGUGGUUACUGCGACGAUUCAACAAUCGUUUAUCUCCAGCAUCCCUGUGUAAUAUUAACAGCCCUCGAAGUUCUUGGUUACAAAGUUGUCGCUUCCUCAAGUACUAGUGUAAAACAAGACUACAAUGAGUAUAUGUGGACUAUGAGAAAAGAUUUCGCAGAACCUGAGCCAGAUCCUAUACCUAUUGUUAAGACAGAUAAAAUUAAUAUAAAAAACGCAGAGGAAGAGUUAAUAUUUAAAUUAGAAAUAAGAAAUUGUUGAUUGUUAUUAUGGAUAAGAAAAUAAAUGAUCAUAAUCAUGCUCAUGAUCAUGAUACAUGUAAAUUAGACAGUGGAACAAAUGUGCGGCAGACUAUUUCUGAAAUGGAUUUUGAACGCGGAAUUUGGUAUGCAGCUCAGUCGAAUGACAUCGAUCGUGUAAAAAAACUUUUGGACAAAGGAGCAUCGGUUUCUGAAGAAGAUUCUGCUGGAUAUAUGGCCCUACAUUAUGCAGCAAGGGCUGGACACUAUGAUGUAUGCAAGCUUCUUUUAGAAAAUGGCGCUAAGGUUAAUGCUAUCACGCGAUGUGGUCGGGCUACGGCACUCCACAGAGCUGCUAUGAGAGGACAUGAAAACAUCGUACGUUUGCUGUUUAAAUUUGGCGCGGAUUUAAAUCUUCAGGAUGCUGAUGGAUAUACUGCUUUGCAUCGUGCAGCUUUAGCGGGUUCUCAAGGUGUCUGGAAGAUUUUAAUUGAUAAAACAAAUCUAGAUAUUGUUGAUAAUAACAUGAAUACUGCGCUACAGUUGGCUAAGAUUCAAAAUAAAUUCUCUGUUGAUUAAUAAUUUUAUUAUUCAUAAUAAAUAAAAUAUUCAUUCUUUAAACUGGAAUUAAUUUUUUUUAAAAAUAAGUUAUGAGAUAUUUAAUUUUACUAAAUAUCAUUUUAUAUUUUAGUAUUUAUUUAUUAGAGUGUACGAGGUGAUCUCUUCAGUGAAUGAACACGGCCAAGUAGCACAGAAAAACUUCAUGUCUUGUAAGAGGACAAGAUAAAUUUUAUUUUGUCUCAAAGCCAAGUUCUUUUUUCAUAUCGCGUGACAAAUGCCAAAAGGGCGUACUACAGCAGUUAGAUAGGGUUUUGUGCCAAAAGGGCGUAUAAAAAAAAUUUUUUUUGCCAUUCAACUCAAAUUUUUUCAAAACGUCAAAAUAAAAAAAAAAAUUUUUUUGAAUUACUAACGCCAAAAGGGCGUAUAAAAAAAAUUUAUUUUUGUUUAUUACAAAACAUGUAAAUAAUGCUAUAUCAGAAUAAAUAUGAAAGGUGAAAAAUUUAACUAUAUGUAGUUCAAUUUUUGUAUACAAAGGGGCAAAAUAGGUGAGCGAAAAUCAGUACUGAAAAACUUGAGAAAAAAUUUUUUGUUCUCAGAAUUUUUAUAAAAAAGUUAAUUGUUUUUUUUUUUUUAGUUUUAUUUGACUCCAUUUGGAAUUUUCGAAAAUUACCUAAUUUUUUUUCUUUACUCUUUCUCAAGCUAUUAUGUGAGAUUUAAAUUUAAAAAAUCUGAAAACCGCCUGACCCUGCGGGCCAGCCUCAAAACGUCCCGCUGUUUUCGAGCUCAGGGAGCUCAAAAACAUUGUUACUUGUAAAUUUUUGAACUUUUCGAGCUCAAAAAUCUAUUAGGCCGGUAAAACAUACCUUCACUGAAAAAAAAUAAUUUUUGUCCGAUGAUAUCUUUGGAACGAAUCAACCGAUUUGAACGUUCUUGGUGGCAAUCGUGAGGGCUCACCAAGACUUAAAACUGAUUAUGUUUUGAGGCAAAUCGGGCAAGAGGUUUAACUUCGGUUUAUCAGCUACACGCAAAAAACCGAAAAACAAAAUUUUUUUCAAUUUUUAUUUUUCGUAUAACUUGUAAACUACAUGAUCGAUCGACUCCAAAAUCUAAUCAAUGUUAAGUCUUGAUGGGCUCUUUCGAUUGCUAUCAAGAACCUUUAAAUCGGUUCAUUCGUUUCAAAGAUAUGGCCGGACAAAAAAAGCUUACCCCCCCCACACACGCGGACGCCCAUCCGGAAAUAGUCGGAAUAGCUUCCUAGGACCUCAAAACGUCGACAUCUGAUGAAAACUCGAUUUUCGAAAAUCGGACCGAAACUGAUAACUUCCCUUUUUUUGAAAAUUUGCAAUUUUCAUAGUGGGAAGUUAAAAAAAAUAAACUGUUUUAAACGCUUCUAAAAUAAAACAAUUCAAAUUUUUCAUUUUCCACCGUAGAAUAUGUUUGACAGACGAUUAGGAAAAAAAAUUUUAUACGCCCUUCUGGCUUUAGAUCACAAAAUUUUUAAGUUCCUAAAGCAAAAAGGGCGUAUAAUUUGAGACAUACGCCCUUUUGCCUUUGGAAAUUUUUUUUUUCAUUUUUAAAUGAAAAUAAUAAAUAUAUAAUAGAUUUUUAAUAGAAAAGCUUAGAAUAUAUGUUCGUAAAGUGAUUGGCAAAAAAAAAAAUUUUUGUACGCCCUUUUGGCUUUGCAACGCCAAAAGGGCGUCGAUAUUGGUAUACCUUUGGAAGGGUAUACGCCCUUCUGCCAUUUGUCACGUGAUAUAAUAAAAAAGUAUAUAUGUUGGUUGUAGAAGUCACAGAAAAUUUGAUCUUUUUCUCGUCUUAAAAAAUUAAGGCUCGGCCGUACCGAAUGAAAUCUCGAAUUUAACAUUUCUAAUUACGUUUUGAAUAUUUAUGGGACUCGAAUGAUGAAAAUUUUCCUUAGUCUAUAUACGGUUCGAAGACUACAGAAUCCGUUACCGUGAUUUCCGUGACCUUCGUGGACCGUAUCCUCCGCCGUCCAUUUUAUGACUUGAAAUUAAAGGCUUUUUUAAUUGAAAUGAUUUUUUGAAGACGGGAAAAAGAAUACAAAUUUUCUAUGACUCCUAGGACCAACUUCUGUACGUCUUAUUUAUAAAAAAACUUGGAUUUGAGACAAAAUAAAAUUAGACUUGUUUUUUAAAAGACAUCUUAAAGUUGUUUCUGCACUACUUGGGUAGUAGACAUUUGUCAAUUAUCAUAAUUUUGAAAAAAAUAAACAAAAUGUAAAUCGAAUAAAAAUAAAAAA
Messenger RNA from Microplitis mediator, 3392 nucleotides. Its product is annotated as ankyrin repeat domain-containing protein 39-like. The record is from RefSeq and is a predicted model, not a curated record. The transcript is spliced from 4 exons. The coding region runs from base 602 to 1150 and encodes 182 amino acids. Gene Ontology annotation, molecular function: protein binding. NCBI's taxonomy places the organism in Eukaryota, Metazoa, Arthropoda, Insecta, Hymenoptera, Braconidae. Gene Ontology annotation, biological process: negative regulation of biosynthetic process.